AUGGCGUCAAGAUACAUGGCUACUGGCUAUCAAACUCCUUGUCUCUUUGAAAAAAUUGUGUUCAAAAGCCUUCAGGGGUUUCUCUUUGAAAUGCGCAACUACGAAAAGUUCACGACAGAGAGUGAUCUCGAAUCGGCAAAAGACGAAUGUCUUCUAUACGAAGAUGAAGUUCUGCCCAUUCACUUCAUAGAUCAGGCGGCUAUUAUUCGUAAAAUCGUUUUCAACUAUACCUUUCGCUAUGACAGCGUCCUCGACGCUAGAAAGCUUCACGAAAGUCUACUCCAACUUGUGCAUACGCCUGGAUGGCGUAAAGUUGGCGGCCGUCUACGAGCCAAUAGUGAAGGAAAACUCGAGAUCCAUGUACCACGCGUUUUCACCGAGACACGCCCUGCCGUGAGAUUUUCCCACGUCGACCACCUCAACACCAACAUCGACUCCCAUCCCCUUGCUUCGAGGCUGCCCAAAGCAACAGGAUCUACACCAUCUUUACAAGAAGGUAGUCCAGCCUUCAAGUCUUUCGCUGCGCCUGUUGAUCUGCGAAAGAACACCAACCAUUACUUGAGGAGUGAUGAGCCCUUGCUAUGUCUUCAUGUCACAUCUUUCGCAGACGCUACACUAGUAGGACUCACCUAUCCACAUUCGCUCGCCGAUGCCAUGGGUAUAUCAGAGCUGCUCAAAGCAUGGUCCAAUAUCAUAGUGGGCAAAAGCUAUCUGGUCAAGCCUCUUCAGGGCACUUAUCGAGAUGUGCUUGACAGCGCAGGAACAGACCACGAUAAGGAAGUCUCGCAAAGAGAGUUCGCUUUAGAAAGUAAGCAAACUCGUGGCGUUGCUUUGGUGUCCUUCAUUGCCAGAUAUGUAUGGGAUAUCGCGACUCGCCGAACCGUGCAGGCUCGACACAUCUAUCUGCCCGCCAACUAUCUGAGGCAUCUGCGCCAAGGAGUCGAGCAAGAAUUGAAGGAAACACAUGGUGGAGUGGUUCCCUUCGUCAGCGAUGGGGAUCUCAUCACAGCUUGGGGUUCUCGCCUUGUCAUGUCGUCACGACCAUGGAAGAGGUGCAGUGCAGUGAUAUGCAACGUAUUCGAUAUCCGCCGGCGUUUGGAGAAUACGUUUGCGCCCGAGGGCCCAUACCUGCAAAAUCUGAUCCUUCCAGCAACGACUGUUCUAUCCAGACAGGAGGCUGCCAACGCCACGACGGCACAGGUUGCUCAACAUCUGCGCCAAGCCAUCGCAGAGCAGACCAGCGACAUGCAGACCCGAAGUCUCCUGCGUCUCGCACGUAACUGGUUUGCAGCUCUGGGUACAAUGCCCCUGUUUGCGCGGUGGGAUUCCCGAGUGAUUGCCUGCUCCAACUGGACCAAGGCAAAAUUCUUGGAUGCCGCCGAUAUCAGCUCUGCUGCCUCGGGCGACGUUGGCGAACACAAGCCCUGCACUGGGGUGGUGGGGAACUCUGCGGCGGAUGCGGCGCAAGAUCAUGUCAGACCAGUCAUGUUCUGGGGCACCACCAUGAACACGGAUGACAAAACUCGUGACGCUUUUAUGAUAUAUGGCAAGGACGAAUCUGGAAAUUACUGGGUUCAGGGGUUUUUGAGAAAGGAAAGCUGGGCCCUGAUUGAGGAGGAAUUUCGACGCUUCGGAAUGGAUUCGAAGGAAUCUAUCUGA
Messenger RNA from Colletotrichum tamarilloi, 1659 nucleotides. RefSeq lists its product as uncharacterized. Bases 1 to 1659 code for a protein of 552 amino acids. Gene Ontology annotation, molecular function: acyltransferase activity, transferring groups other than amino-acyl groups. Lineage: Eukaryota; Fungi; Ascomycota; Sordariomycetes; Glomerellales; Glomerellaceae. The transcript has 3 exons. The record is from RefSeq and is a predicted model, not a curated record.